Spinacia oleracea (spinach) is the source of this 3207-nucleotide messenger RNA. Its product is annotated as auxin response factor 3. Bases 687 to 2765 code for a protein of 692 amino acids. The record is from RefSeq and is a predicted model, not a curated record. Gene Ontology annotation, molecular function: DNA binding. Gene Ontology annotation, cellular component: nucleus. Gene Ontology annotation, biological process: response to hormone; regulation of DNA-templated transcription. The transcript is spliced from 10 exons. Lineage: Eukaryota; Viridiplantae; Streptophyta; Magnoliopsida; Caryophyllales; Amaranthaceae.
CGCCCGGAAAUAUAGGGGGUUGUGCAAAAAAGCGAAUUUUAUUCACUUCUACUUUUGUUAUUAUUUCUCUCUAAAUUUUAUCCAACAACUCCUCCCCAUUUACUCAUCACUCAACUCACUUUCUCUCUCUCCUCCUCAUCUCACUUACUGUAUCUCUCUGCCACACAUCACAGGCUUACACCAGCUGCUGCCCCCGCUUCUCACUCUCUCUCUCCUCACCAACAGCGCGCAGCAGCAGCAGCAGUAGCAACAGUCUGCGCGCACUGCAAACAAAGCAACACUCUUUGGCAGUGACAUCAAAAACAAACAAUGCAAAAUAUGGUCCAUUUUUACAAGAAAACAAAUUAACCCCACAAAAAAAUCUCCAAAUAACCCCAUUAUAAUUAAUUUAACACAAUACCCAUUUCAUAAUUUUGCAAAUAAAACAACCCCUUUUGAUUUGACACCUUAAAUCUCAAACCCCUCAUCUUCAAUCCUAGAGAGAGAAAGUGAUACUUUAGGUUUCUAGGGAGAGAAAUUCUUCUUCUUAGCCCCCUCUUUUUAGCAAUGCAGUGGGUUCUCAGUUUAAGUACCUGUCUUACCUAAGUUUAACCCCCUUGUAGAAAUUUUCACAAUCCCCCAUUUUACCCCAAUUCUUUCUUUCACUCUCUCUAAAAAUCCCAUCUUUCUCCCUCUAGAAUUGUGCUAUGAUGGGUGUCUUAAUUGACUUAAACACUGUCAAUGAAGAUGAAGAAGAUAACAACAGCAACAUCAGCAACAACAACUACAAUUACCAAAACACUCUCCAAAAUCAUCUUCAAAAUUCUUCAUCAUCUGUUUGUAUGGAGCUAUGGCAUGCUUGUGCUGGCCCACUCAUCUCUUUGCCUAAGAAGGGUAAUUUGGUAGUUUACUUGCCUCAAGGUCACCUUGAAGAACAUCACCAACAAAAUAAUUUGCCUGGUUUUGAUUUUUCUCGUGGGAUUAACAGUAACAAUCAUAAUUUUGAUUCCCACCAAAGCAAUAUUCCUCCUCACGUGUUCUGUCGAGUUCUUGAUGUCAAGCUUCAUGCGGAAGUGGCAACAGAUGAGGUUUAUGCUCAAGUUUCUCUAAUCCCAGAAAGCCAGAUUGAGGAGAAAUUGAAAGAGAGUGAGGCUGAUAUUGAGGGAGAUGAAGAGGAUUUUGAGGACCUUGUCAAAUCUACAACACCACAUAUGUUCUGCAAGACUCUUACCGCCUCGGAUACCAGCACACAUGGUGGAUUUUCUGUCCCUCGCCGUGCUGCAGAGGACUGCUUCCCUCCCCUGGAUUACAAGCAGCAGAGGCCAUCUCAGGAGCUGGUUGCAAAAGAUCUGCAUGGAUUAGAAUGGAGGUUUAGGCACAUUUACAGAGGCCAGCCGCGGAGGCAUUUGCUUACUACAGGAUGGAGUGCUUUUGUGAACAAGAAGAAGCUAGUCUCUGGAGAUGCGGUGCUCUUCCUCAGAGGUGACGAUGGAGAGUUGAGGCUAGGAAUCCGAAGAGCAGUUCAGCUAAAAGGAUCAGGCUCUUUUCCUGCUCUCCCCACUAGACCAAUGAGCAAUAAUAGUGUAUCGGCUGCACUUGAUGCCGUUUCUUCUGGACGUGUUUUCAAUGUCUGCUAUAACCCAAGGGCAAGUUCGUCUGAGUUCGUCGUACCAAUCCGGAGGUUCUUGAAGAGUUUGGAUACUUCUUUUAAUGUGGGAAUGAGGUUCAAAAUGCGUUUCGAGGCAGAAGAUGCUGGUGAAAGAAGGUAUACUGGAGUGGUCACCGGUAUGGCUGAGUUGGAUCCGGUUAGAUGGCCUGGUUCGAAAUGGAGAUGCUUAAUGGUAAGGUGGGAUGAUGUAGAGGUUAACCGCCAUGGCAGGGUCUCUCCAUGGGAGAUUGAACUAACUGGUUCAUUUCCAAGUCCCAGCAGCAUAAUGGCCUCUGGUCUAAAAAGGAGCAGAAUUGGUUUGCCAUUAUCAAAACCAGAAUUUCCGAUUCCAAGUGGAGUUGGAAUGGCAGACUUCGGAGAAUCCAUGGGAUUCCGGAAGGUCUUGCAAGGUCAAGAAAAAUUAGGUUGUCGUUCAGCCUGUGAUGGGAAUGACAACCCACAUCUCCCCCCAUCUGAUCCAGGAAGACGCUUCCACAGCUCCGUUCCUCCAGGAGAAUUUGGGAGGACUGCCAAAGGCGGCAUAGGCUUCAGGGAAUCAUUCCGAUUCCAAAAGGUCUUGCAAGGUCAAGAAAUACAUCAUCUAAGUCCGGCUCAUUUAGAUGGUUUAACAUCAUCACUCAACCGGGGUGGUCAUGAGGGUUGUGGUGGACCCCUUGAAAUUUACGAGGGAGUGCAGGUGCCAAACUCAUGUGGAACCGGAUGGUUAAAGGCACAAGUAUCUUCACCAUCCUCGAUAUUAAUGUUCCCACAUCCAAGCAUUCAACAGCAAGCUAGGAGCAGCUUCAGACCGCCCAUGUCCCAACCCAGGUUGAUGAAUUAUUCCGGUGUUCCUGCUGCAUACAAUUUUCUGUCAAAAGCCAGUGAUGAGUUGGUUCCCUCUGGUAAAGCCAGCUGCAGGUUGUUUGGUUUUUCUUUGACCGAGGGGGAACACGAUCACAGGGUGGAUAAUGAGAGAAAACAUAGUAACUCGUUUCAACCUCCCGAGAGUUCGUUUUGGCCUCUCGUUGAAGGACAGCCAUGUUACAAGUCUCCUUCUGUGAACAAAGUUGGCAGCAAUUGUCCUGGAACAAACGAUCUAUAUGCUGUAAGGGAUAUGCUCCUUGAUAUCGCCCUUUAAACUCGGCGUUUUACAAGAUCCAGAUCCACUUUAGGGCUUUGAACAAAAGAGUGGUUCAAUGGCCCAUCAUAGACAGUUUAGUAGGAGAAACUUCAGAAUGUAUUUGCUGCAACAUUGGUAUCAAGUCACAGAUGAAAAGAAGACUCGGGAUAUUCCCUCGAUCAAGUUGUUUCAGUUAAUCAAAGGAUGAUUUGUAAUUGUCUAACUUGCUUCUUUAGUGUAGAUGAAAACUAAUGAUGCAUGUAUGAAUUUUUUUUCCCUUCAAGAUUUGAUUGUAAUGUCAAUCACAUGUUUUCUUCCCGGAAUAAUAAUGCUAUGUAUUUAUUUCCAGAAGAACAUUGUACAACAGCGUUACAGUACACAUAGCUGACACGAGCUUAAUAUGCUAGCGCUGAAAGUAAGCGAAAGUAAUAUGGUUCCCAUGCCUUUUAUUGUAUGUAUA